AUGAUCCUCUUGCAACACAGCAUCCAGCCGUGCUAUCUCACAAGUUUCGCUAAACCACUUCAAGGAAGGAACCAACAGCUGGGGUUAUCGAUCAGUCCAUCACGUUUUGUCCAUCCAGUCUGACUCCGAGACAAAAGCUUUAUUAGUUCGUGUUUGAACGCAUUGAACAGCAUUAUCCAUCGUCUUGGUUUUCUUUGUCUCAUAAAGAAGAAUCCUUUCCUUUCGCUCGUUCGUCUGCCAACACUUCAAUUGUUCAUUGCAUAGAUAUCAUAAAACACAAUUCGCAACAUGUCAGUCGUCAAACAAAUUCCUCGUCACUUUCUCUCCAUCCGUGAUAUCACCCGGGAAGAGUUGCUUCGUCUCGUUGAGCGCUCUGCUGAAAUCAAAACUGCAUAUAAGGCAAACUAUGCAGCUCGGAAACCAGUCGCGCUGAGUGGCCUUGAAGGACAAAAUGUUGCCAUGCUUUUCUCCAAACGAAGCACACGUACUCGUAUCAGUGUAGAAUCCGCUACUACUUGUCUGGGCGGUAAUUCGCUGUUUUUGGGCAAGGACGACAUCCAAUUAGGUGUCAAUGAGUGUAUGUACGACACUGCUCGAGUCAUUUCUAGCAUGACUUCGGGUAUCGUUGCUCGUGUAAACUCGUACAACGAUGUAGCAACACUCGCAAAACAUUCCAGCACGCCCGUCAUUAACGGUCUUUGUGACACCUUCCAUCCCCUGCAGGCAUUGGCCGACCUUCUUACUAUCAAGGAAACAUUUGGUACCUUUGACAAUCUGAAGGUUGCAUGGGUCGGUGAUGUCAACAACGUUCUUCACGACAUGCUCAUUGCUUGUGCCAAGCUCGGCAUUGGUGCCGCUGUUGCCAAGCCGAAAGAUGUCUCCAUUCGGACAGACAUUCUCGCCCUCAUCAAGGAGGCUGCAAAGGAGAAAAAUACAAAGAUUGAGUUUAAGGAUGACCCCAAGGAGGCCGUCAAGAAUGCCGAUAUCGUUGUUACCGACACCUGGGUCUCCAUGGGUCAAGAAGCCGAAAAGGAACAACGUCUCAAACAAUUCGCUGGCUAUCAAGUCACCGAACAGAUCAUGGAGCUUGCUAACAAAUCUGGCAAAUUUAUGCACUGCAUGCCUCGUCAUCCUGAAGAGGUCACCGACGAGGUCUUCUAUGGUCCACGGAGUCUUGUAUUCCAAGAGGCCGAGAACCGCAAGUGGACUACGAUUGCCGCUUUAGAAGCAUUCUUUGUGAACCGCGGCAACAUCCUUUAAAAAUAUGAGGCCAGUUUCGGCCACAUAAAAAAUGAAAGUGUUAACAAAAAGGAGUCGUUUCGACGCAAUUUAAUGAGUUAAUCAUUCGCCAGGUUUUAUGAGGAAAAAUGUUUCUUGACAAUUCGAGGUACACAAUUCAGCUGUUCAUCGUUCAUUCAGUCAUUAGAUGUUUCAAAAGAAAUAAUGAGAACCGUUCAAUGUUU
This is a messenger RNA of Schizosaccharomyces japonicus yFS275, 1463 nucleotides long. RefSeq names its product ornithine carbamoyltransferase Arg3. NCBI's taxonomy places the organism in Eukaryota, Fungi, Ascomycota, Schizosaccharomycetes, Schizosaccharomycetales, Schizosaccharomycetaceae. Gene Ontology annotation, biological process: amino acid metabolic process; L-arginine biosynthetic process; ornithine metabolic process. Gene Ontology annotation, molecular function: carboxyl- or carbamoyltransferase activity; amino acid binding; ornithine carbamoyltransferase activity. The record is from RefSeq and is a predicted model, not a curated record. The coding region runs from base 289 to 1260 and encodes 323 amino acids. Gene Ontology annotation, cellular component: ornithine carbamoyltransferase inhibitor complex; mitochondrion; cytosol. The transcript is spliced from 2 exons.